Aspergillus tanneri is the source of this 603-nucleotide messenger RNA. Its product is annotated as cytochrome c oxidase assembly factor 1 family protein. Gene Ontology annotation, biological process: mitochondrial respiratory chain complex IV assembly. The record is from RefSeq and is a predicted model, not a curated record. NCBI's taxonomy places the organism in Eukaryota, Fungi, Ascomycota, Eurotiomycetes, Eurotiales, Aspergillaceae. The coding region runs from base 1 to 603 and encodes 200 amino acids. The transcript is spliced from 3 exons. Gene Ontology annotation, cellular component: mitochondrial inner membrane.
AUGCGAACGCAGAUAGAUAUAGAGACAUUUAGUGUGGCUGCUUUAAAGAUGGCACUGCAAGCUAUGCUUAGGCGUAUUGGGACCUUGCGACUGCCCAACUACCGGGGGCAGACUCUCACUCGUCGCACCUUGAUCCCGGCCCCGCGCUCUAAUUCAGGUCCUCUAAUGGAGAGACGAGCAGACCGAGAACUGCCAGCUGUGAAUACAGACCGACGAUGGAUGCGAACGCUGCCCAUAUUUGCCGUUGUUGUGGGUGCUGCGAUGUUGGGGAUUUUCAACUACCAGAAGUCGUCUUCGAGCGUGGUCAGUAGCACUCUUUACGCCCUUCGUACAUCGCCACGCGCCCGGGAGAUCCUAGGCGAUGAGAUAUAUUUUGCUCAAAAAAUACCGUGGAUCAGUGGUGAAAUGAAUCAGCUACAUGGACGUAUCGACAUCUCCUUUUGGGUAAAAGGGACAAAAUCUCAAGGCAAAAUGAAGUUCAGAAGCAUUAGACCGAACCGAAUGAGCUACUUUCACACCGAAGAAUGGAGUCUAGAAACGGAGGAUGGAACUGUUAUCCAAUUACUCGAUAAAGGCAAUGACCCGUUCCAUCAAAGCCAUUGA